Molecule: messenger RNA, 1878 nt
Organism: Amoebophrya sp. A120
Lineage: Eukaryota; Dinophyceae; Syndiniales; Amoebophryaceae
Source: the annotation of a GenBank genome assembly
CAGUUCUCCGAACAUAAGACUCACUUCUUGCAGAAUCAGCAAGCAACAAUUGAAUUCUAACACAUUCUGGAAAUGAUCGAAGAUCCGCAAUCUUCUCCGCCGUCGAGUCAUAAAGUCUAGUACACGGGCAAAAGUAAACAUAUUAUAUCUCGACAACCUUCCUUCCCAGCCUACACAUCAGCGGUAUUCUUGCAACUAGAUUGUGUAGCCAAGCCGUUACGUCUACGAAGAUAGAACAUCAUUUCUAUACAUAGAAGAAGAGCUUAAAUUUUCGAUUCAGUACCGCUAUCGACACCGAAAAAAAGUCAUCAAAAAAAAUGUCUGAGCCGAAGAAGGGAUCCGCUCUGGCCGACCUCUUCAAGAAGAAGAAGAAGGUCGCCGUGAAGGCCAACAACUUGAACGAGGGGGUUACCGGCGCCGCCCCCACCGUGGACGCGCUGAAGAAGACGGCUUCGGUGGAUAACAAGGAGUGGAAAGAGGAGGAAGUCAAGAAGGACACGGAUGUCUCGCCCAAGGCCCGCAUCGCCACCAACCUCGCCACGGUGAAGGCGGAAGAAGCUGCCGCCAACCAGCAAGCCAAAACCUGGAGCGACAAGCCGGUUAUGCAAUACAAAAGCAUCGUGCUAGUAGUAAUUGCAAUGCAAAUUAGCUCAGCAUGACAAAUGGAAUUUGUCAUGCUGCUUUGCCUUGGGAUGGAGAUUUGUGAUGCAUGACUGCGAUUGCUACGAGUACGGUACUUUUGCACAGGAUACCGGUCGAUGGGAAGCAACAGCGCGCCGCUGGCGGAGCCUACCAGGUGCCCUUCAACCAGCCAGGGUACUGACGAAAUGCUGCUUGUCAACAUAUUGCUUUUACUUUUUGUUCUUUUCUUGCAGCAACAAAUCGCUUGCUUUUUUCUGAUAAGAUUUCUUGAGUCGACGAGUGCUGGCAACAUUUUUAUUCUUGAAUAUACGUUUGCAAUUCCAAUUAUGACGCGCAUCGAACCAAAAAAUCUUGUUCACAGUCAAGUAACGAAGACGAAGUUCCCGGAGCUUGGGACCCAGAAGAACCAGGUGCAGGGGAAAGCGAAAAUUGAAACCAGCAAGAAUCGAUACGGCAAUCUGAACGUGGACGACGACUCGGAAGCGGAAGAGGAGAAGCUGUCCAAACCCGCCCUGGUCGCCAAGGAAAAGGGCGCGAAGAUGUACAAGGCCCCGGGCGCCGUUGCGGAUGACAACGACAAGGAGCUGGAUCCGUCCGAGAAGCGGGCCCUGGACGAGAAGACGAAGAAGAAGCUGGAGAAGGAGCAGGAAAAGCAGCGUCAGAAGGAGGAGCGUGAGGCGGAGAAAAAGGCCGCGGAAGCGAAAAAGGCCGCGGAAAAAGCAGCAGCGGCGAACAAGGCGGUGUGUGAUACGUCGAAAUUUUCCUACGGAGUCUUCGACGUGAACGAAUGCAUCGCUAAGUACACCACCAGACAAAAAAUCGUCUUGGCGAACUAGAUUGAUGGUGUUGUUGCGCUGCACUUGUUUUACUUUAUCCGCUGCUCGCUCGGAUGGAUCUUUUCACUUUGACACGACUGCAAUCAUUUUAAGUUUGUGUUUCACCUGAUGGGUUUGUUUAUGACUGCACCGGAUCGAAGAGCAGUACGAGCCAGGAGCCAGACGGCCUGUUGCAACCCCCCGCAGAACACAACGUUGAAGAUAGCCAGCCACGGAAAGUCGACCGACCGCUCACACUUACUGCAACACGUUUGGUCGCUCGCCUUUAUAGAAGACCGAAAGUUGUAGAGCUCUUUCACAUCAGCCCACCUCGCUCCUGACAUAUUUUGAGAUGUGAAACUCUUCUACCCGCACAGAUUUUUUUUACGUUUGUUCUGUCUCUGUAUCUGCAAAAAAGGAG